UUUAUAAAAAACUUUAGGGUUAUAAGUUUUUGACGUUCAAUGGUUCAAUUUCAAAAUAAGAGAAACAGAGGUGAAUCGCCGCAAUAAUGAACGAAGAAAUUGAGGAUUCAGAAUUUUAUCAGCAAGAUUUUACUACUGCUUCUGAUUGGGAAGUAUUCAUUGCACGAAUCGAAGAAAUCAUAAAUCAUUGGAAAGUAGAUGAAUUGAAAGAAAAAACCAAAGAACAAUCCAUAUGGGAGAUUAAAUCUGAGAAAUUCAUGUUCGUCGAUGCAGAAUUCGAAUUAUUGUUUUAUAAAAAAAAUGACCCCUGUUCAACUUCCACAAAAGUUUCAGAUGCAAACCUAGAUAAAAAUAAAAUAGAGAAUUCAAUAGAUUUAAGCUAUACCUUUCAGUUAGAUGAUGCAAGUAUAAACCGCAUACAUUCAUGUAUAUUUACUUGGUAUGGUCUUACAACAUAUUAUGUUUUAACUACCACUGGAAUUACACAAAUGAAUUCAGAGAGCAAAAUCAAUAUAUUAUUGAGCUCCUUAGCUGUUGCAUUUAAAAACCUGAAUUGUGACAUUCCAGCCUUUCUACAGAUACGAGAAAAAUGGCAAGGAUUGUAUUUAGGAGUACAUCAAAAUGAACAAUUUAGAACUAAUUUUUCAAUGGUGCAUCUUAAAAAGAUUCCGUCAAAUUGUCAAUAUCUUUCAAACCUCAUAAGUAUUUUUUUUUCCAAAUUAGCUCUUCGUCGUUUCAACACCACUGUACUCUGUGCUGCACAGUUCACAUAUGACCUAACUGAUUUUGGAAACAAUGUAUGGAAGCAAGACAUUUCCUCAAUGGAAAGAGAUGAUUUGGAUGUCAGUUUUAUGUAUCGUUUACCAUUUGGAGUUACUUCAGAUCCUAUAGAUACCUUGAAAUUGAAAGUUUCGUGGCACAAUAUUAAAUCUGAUUUUGUGAGAGAUUCUGAACAUAGCUCUUAUUUCCAAGGACCAUCAACUGGACGUUGGUCUUUAAAAAUGGAGUAUGGUAAAUUACCUGUAUGCCUACUAUCUGAUUGCGUGAAUGAAUUUGCCAGUUUACUUGGAAAUAACACUUCAAUUCAAGACAUUCUGUCGGAACUGAGCUUAGACACUUCGGUAGAUACGAAAGUUUCAACAAUUUCAUCCAUUUUAAGUAGAGCAGCUAGGAACUCUUUGGCAGGGACACAAAAGAUCACAAGUGCUAUUUCUGAGAAUAUAUUGGUGUCUAUUUUGUAUUAUUUAUUUCCUGAUGCUGAUACCAGGCAGCCAGAACCUAGUCAUCCAUACAUUGUAAAGGAAGAAAGCUAUGACUAUAGAUCUUCAGAAAACGUUAUCACAACCAAAGGAUUCAAGACCUGUCCCUCACAUUCCCUUUUAUGGAGGUUCAGCAUUAUUGCAGCAUGUCUGUUACAAUCUGGAGGAUUUAGGGCUCUUGCUCAAAUUUGGUAUGAGUUCGUUCAGGAAAUGAGAUAUAGAUGGGAUAGGAAUAUCUUCAUACCAGGAUUGGCCAGAAAUCUACCGGACCUCCGCACGUGCCUUUUACACCAGAAGCUCCAGAUGCUCAACUGUUGCAUCGAGAGGAAGAAGAAGCGCGAAGAAACCCAAAAAGACCUCGAAUUCGAUUCUGCAGAGGGUUCGUCUUCAGAAGAAGAAUUCUUCGACUGCGCCGACAAGCCAGCUGAAGAGCCCAAGAAGAUUCAACCUGCAGGCAGGCUGUGCAAAUUCAAAGACCUGAAACUGUUAGAAACGGGUGAAGAUCUCUACAUCCCCAGAACUCAAGAACCCGUGCCUAAGACUGAAGAUCAACUGGACGAGGACACUGACGUUCUUCUCAAACUCGGCUCAGACGCUCAAGCCUCGGAGAUGAGAGCAAGGCUGAUGAGUGCUUCGCUCCUAUCCGAUAUGGAGUCCUUCAAAGCUGCAAAUCCCGGAGCCAUUUUGGAAGAUUUCGUUAGAUGGUACUCUCCAAGGGAUUGGAUAGAGACUGAGGACGAGGAGGGUAAUAAAAAAGGGGAGCUGAGCAAACGGAUGCUGAUCGAAGACAACUUAUGGGCGCAGACUUGGAAAACCGCAAAACCCAUACCUGCCAGCAAGCAAAAGUUGCAAUUCGUCGAUACCAGAGAAGCAGAGAAGGUUCUGCAUUUCCUCGAGUCCAGAGAACUCCCACAAAUAAUCGAGUUGUUGGUUCCUAUACUGCUACAAAUGUCCGCUUGCCGCUUAGCUCAAGAACUAGCUGCUCUAGAAGUACAUCCAGACGAAGAAGUGGACAAGGUGUCGUACAUCCUGAAACAAGUGGAGAUGACUACUAGAGAAGGAAAAUUCACAGCCCGCAAGAUUGAGGCUAUCGCUCGAGAGAUGGCGCGAGUAGAAAGAUUCAUAUCAACAAUUCGCUCUUUGUAUCAUAAACUUAAUCAUGAAGCUGCUGAUCGUGAAAUAAUGAGGCAGAUGAUUCUUGAUCUGGUGAGCGGGAAAGAAGCUUGGGUUAGUAGUGAAGUCAAAAUGCGUUUGAAACCGAUGUUUCGGGAAGCUCAGGAAAGGGUGAAUGCAGCGAAAUCAGAGGAUGAUGUUCCAGAGGAGAAAAAAUCUCCCUAUGAAACUUCCGAAUAUCCAAACCCAUCAGUGCGCGAAUUUGUGUUGACGAUUAGUGCAAGGCAACCAAAGCAUUAUUCCUCCUAUUGUCCCCAAUACAUGAGGGCGAUACUGUCGAAUGACGGUAUGAGAAUGGCUAGUGCUUUUAGCGAAGAUAUCAAUUUUUUCUAGGACUGAAUUUUUCCAUUCGAACGAAAGCUACUGAGAUUUUUAUACGAGUUCGUUAGGUUUUAACAUGUUUCGUGAAUUUGUUACUUACAUCGAAUAAUUAUUGUAAUUUUAUUGGAGUAUUGGUGAAGAUGAUCAACUUGUUACGAUGUAGAUAUCAUAUUUUUGGAUUUGUAAUAAGUCUUUAUAAUAGUCGUUUAAAGUGUUAAGAGUUUUAUAUUGUAUAAUUAAACCACAUUAGAAAU
Messenger RNA from Harmonia axyridis, 3007 nucleotides. RefSeq names its product rab3 GTPase-activating protein catalytic subunit (gene Rab3GAP1). The coding region runs from base 87 to 2765 and encodes 892 amino acids. The record is from RefSeq and is a predicted model, not a curated record. Gene Ontology annotation, biological process: positive regulation of GTPase activity. Gene Ontology annotation, molecular function: GTPase activator activity. The transcript is spliced from 3 exons. Lineage: Eukaryota; Metazoa; Arthropoda; Insecta; Coleoptera; Coccinellidae.